AUGGAGGACGAGCUCUACCUCGAGAACAUCGACGAGUUCGUCACGGAUCAGAACCGCAUCGUUACGUACAAGUGGCUGAGCUACACUCUGGGAGUUCAUGUCAACCAGGCUAAACAGAUGCUCUAUGAUUACGUGGAGAGGAAACGAAAGGAGAACUCAGGAGCUCAGCUUCAUGUCACCUACUUGGUAGCAGGAAACCUUGUCCAGAAUGGACACAUGUGCCACAAGGUUGCAGUAGUGAGAGAGGAUAAACUGGAAGCAAUGAAGUCCAAACUGGCCACGCUUGCCAGCGUGCACGUGUACAGCAUCCAGAAAGCCCUGCUGAAGGACAGCGGGCCGCUCUACAACACCGACUACGACAUCAUCAAGUCCAACCUCCACAACUGCACCAAGUUCAGCGCCAUCCGCUGUGACACCAGCAAAGACAGGAAGGGGGAGGCCAAGGAGGCCCCAGGGGUGUCCACAGCAAGCAGCAAACCACCAGCAAAGGGCAACAUAAUGAACAACUUCUUUGGAAAAGCUGCCAUGAAUAAACUUAAAGUCAACUCGGUGCCUGAGCAGCCAAAGGAGGAGAAAGAAGUAGUCAAGCCCUCGGUUCCUGUAGCAGAACCAGAGUCAUCCUCUAACAGUGUCGCAGAGAAACCUGGGAAGAAAGCAGAGUCUGUUAGAAUUCAACAGAAGGACAAGAAAAGUAAAAUGAAGAGGAUGGACAAGUCAGAUAACGAGGAGGAACGAGAUCCUGAAAGCCAAAAGAAGAAGAGGAAGCGAAUCAAACAACUCGAGUCUGACAGCAGUGAUGAGGAAGGUGUCCCUCCACCUCCCACACCUGAGGAAGAGAAAGCUCCAUCUCCACCUCCUGCACCUGCUCUGAAAACUGAGCUGGAGCCUGUAGCCACAGAGGUUUCAGCUGGAGGGAGGAAGAGGAAACGGAAGCGUGUGCUGAAGUCCAAAAUGUUCAUCGACGAAGAGGAAGGCUGCAUGGUGACUGAGAAGGUUUACGAGAGCGAAUCCUGCACAGAUAGUGAGGAUGACUUUGCCAAGUCCAAGCCACCAGCUCCACACAAACAACCUCCACUGCCUGUGAAGAAAGAACCAAAGGAAGAAAGGAAGAACCUGAAGAAAGGGGCAGCCGCUGCCAACAGGGCCAACAAACAGGUCUCCAUCAUGGGUUUUUUUCAGAAGAAAUGA
Merops nubicus (carmine bee-eater) is the source of this 1188-nucleotide messenger RNA. RefSeq names its product polymerase (DNA-directed), delta 3, accessory subunit (gene POLD3). The transcript is spliced from 13 exons. The coding region runs from base 1 to 1188 and encodes 395 amino acids. The record is from RefSeq and is a predicted model, not a curated record. Gene Ontology annotation, biological process: DNA strand elongation involved in DNA replication; DNA synthesis involved in UV-damage excision repair; DNA replication. Lineage: Eukaryota; Metazoa; Chordata; Aves; Coraciiformes; Meropidae. Gene Ontology annotation, cellular component: delta DNA polymerase complex; nucleus. Gene Ontology annotation, molecular function: DNA-directed DNA polymerase activity.